AUGGCCCACCUAACCGAGGGGAUCUCCUAUGAGUUACAAGAUGCCAUCACCAGGUUCCUGUGGCCCAAGGAGGUGGGGCUGCUGACGGCCGUGCAGCUGCAGGGGAAAGUUCAGGCUGAAGAGCGUGUCCUGGCACUACUGCCUUGGAGAGCCUAUCUGCUUCUCUCUGCCCUCCCGGUGCGGGUAGACACCACGUUCAGUUACCUCGAGGUGCGAGAGAUUGGACUGCGGGAGACACCCCCCCAGCUGACCAUCGAAACAGAGCCACUGGUGCUGAGCCUGCGGCUGCCUGGACCUGGAGUACUGGAGCAGGCUGCCCUGCAUAUCGCCACUGCCAUCAAGAAAGUCUUUCCAGAGUCCUCCCUGGGGAAGCUGUUCAAGAUGUCCCCUCCGGCCUUGUUGGCCCGGCUGGAGCAGCGGAGUGGCGCCCGGGAGGAGAAGGAGCCCGGCGGGCGGGGGCCGUGUGGUGGAUUCUCGGAGACGUACGCCGCUCUGUGCGAUUACAAUGGGUUCCCUUUCCGGGAGGAAAUCCAGUGGGACGUGGACAACAUCUACCACAGCCAGGAUUGUCGGCACUUCCGACUGCGGGACUUUAGCCACUUGCACAGUCGGGACAUGGCCCUCAGUGUGGCAGCCCUGUCCUACAACCCAUGGUUCAACCGCCUCUCCUGCAAGGACUUCAAACUGAGCCUGGAGAUCUCGGAGCAGAUGCUACACAUGCUGAGUAAAUCGGUUCGGCUGGAGGAGCUGGUGCUGGAGAACUGUGGCCUGAGAGGAGACUUUGCGCAACGCCUGGCCCAGUCCCUGGCCGAACAUCCCCGCUCAGCCCUCAGCUCCCUCAGCCUGGCUGGGAACCUGCUGGAGGACAGAGGGGUGGCUGCACUGAGUCGGUACCUGGAGAAGCGGCCAGGGGCUCUGACCACCCUCAACCUGUCUCGGACUGGGAUGAGCACCAGAGGAAUGAAUGCACUGUGCCAGGCCCUGCUCACCAAUCCUGCUUUUGCCUCCUCCCUGGGCCACCUUGACCUCUCAGGCAACCCAGGGGCAUUGAGCACCGAGGAUUCUGGGAGCCUGCACUGCUUCCUGAGCCGUCCCAAUGCUGUGACUCACCUCAACCUCUCCGGGACCGACUGCGCUCUGGACACGCUCUUCGGUGCACUGUCCCGUGGCUACUGCACCAGUCUCAGCCACCUGGAUGCUUCAAGAAAUGUCUUCUCCCACACGCGGAGCCGGGUGGCCCCUGCUGCCCUUCAGAUCUUCUUCAGCCUGGCGGGGGGGUUACACCACGUGGGCCUGGCUGGUACCAAGUUGCCGCCUGAAGCACUCAGGGCUGUGCUUCAGGGCCUGGCCUUCAACACUCAGAUCAGCGAUGUUCACCUGGACCUGACCUCCUGUGAGCUCCGCUCGGCUGGAGCCCAGGUGAUCCAGGACCUGAUUUUUGAUGCCAACUCAGUGACCACCCUGGAACUUUCAGACAAUGGGUUUGACUCGGACAUGGUAACCUUGGUGCUGGCCAUUGGGCGGAGCAAGUCGAUCCGGCACGUCUCCCUGGGGAGAAACUUCAACAUCAAGUCCAAAGAGUCCCUGGAUGAUGUUCUGCACCGCAUUGUCCAACUGACCCAAGACGAUGACUGUCCCCUGCAGUCCCUGUCAGUAGCUGAGUCCCGGCUGAAGCUGGGUACCCACGUCCUGCUGAAUGCACUGGGAAGCAAUACCAGUCUAACCACUCUGGACAUCAGCGGCAACGCCAUGGGCGACCCGGGUGCCAGAGCACUGGCCAAGGCGCUGCAGAUAAACACCCGACUCAGGACAGUGAUCUGGGAUCGGAACAACACGACUGCCCAAGGCUUUCUGGAUGUUGCCUAUGCCCUGGAGAGGAACUACACGCUGAAGGCCAUGCCCCUGCCUCUGAGUGAUGUAGCCCAGGCCUAUCGCAGCUGCCCGGAACGGACAACUGAGGCUGUGCACCAGAUCCAGGCCUGUCUCCUGAGAAACAACCACACACGCCGGGCAUUGCCUGACCAUGCCUUCCGCCUCCAGCAGGGCAUAGUCACUAGCUCCUCUGAGCAGAUGGUGAACGAGAUGUGCGUGACAGUGCAGGAGCACAUGGAACUGCUGGGUUGCUGCCCGGGCAGUCAGGCUGAGGCUGCCCUGCUCCAGGCCGAAGAUGCCAUCCGGGAUGCCAACUUCUCCAUCAGUAUUCUGCCUGUUCUGUAUGAAGCUGGGAACGCCCCAUACCACAACAGCCGACUGCAGCAGAAACUGGAGGGCCUCCUGGAAGAGGUGGGCCAGGCCUGUCACCAGGAAAUCCAGACCUUUGUGCAGGCCACGCUGGACACCACCCAAAGCCUAUGCCCAUGGGUGCUGCAGCGACCGGGCCGGCGGGAACAACUGGGCAGUGCCAUCUCCAGCCAAGUCAGCCGGCAGGACCACCUGCGACUCAGCCUUCUACUAGAGCAGCUGCUCACCGAUGUCUUCAACAAGCUUAAUGAAAUCAAACUGUCAGUCACUGCAGCGGUGGCUGAGCGCAUCAUUGAUGAAGUGGUGGAGGACUUGAGUGCGGCGCAAAGUGGGCUGGUGGAGAGCCUGUCCCAGCUCACACCGGAACUGCCCCCUUCUCCUCUCCUGCCGGAUGGCCCUGAAGAUGAGCUUACGGCUAAGAAGUGUCGAGCCCCACAGGAAGGGGCUGAGAGGAGCUUGGCAGGGGAGGAGGACAAAGUCGCCCAGUGGAGGAGGAACAAACACAGCCGAAGCAUCCGGCCUGCUCCCGCCGUCCAAUGUCCGUCGGAGGAGCUGGAGCCGGCGUUGGCUCCGGAGGAAGAUGCGGAGCCGGCGGGCGGGCAGCCGGCGGGGCUGUCAGUCAGCUGCUCCCCCGGCAGAUCCCGCCCUCCCCCGGCCCCCACCAGCCCCGGCCCCGUCUCCGCCGCCGGCAGCCCCGCAGCUCGGCAGCCCCCUAUGGACUUGCCGGCCCCGGGCCCGGUCCUGGACCACCCGACCCGGGCCAGGCCCAGACCUCGCCGCCAGCACCGGCAGCCGCCCGGCCGCUUCCAUGUGCCCCCGGCUGUCCCCGAGGAGAAUGGGGCAAGCACACGGGUGGAUGAGGGUGUGGAGGAGUUCUUCUCCCGGAGGGUGAUACAGCGGGAGCGGCUCCUGUCCACCUUGGGCGCGCCCCCGGACCACACUGGCCCGUCCCCGAGUGGCCGCACGCUUCGGAAGAAGCUGGGGACCUUGUUCGCCUUCAGGAAGCCUCGGUCAGCGCGGGGUGGGAGCAGCCGGGCCGAGCCAGAAGGGAGCCCUGGGGCUGCCCGGGGCCGCAAGGCCACGCUCACUGACCUGCUCCGGCCGCCCAGCCGGCCCGGCCGUGGGGAUGAGGUGGGGGGCUCUGAGGGAGGGCCCAGCGGCACCCCUGACCCUGCCCGUCGGAGUCGGCCCCGCUAUGCCCGUGAUGGCAAAGCCCAAUCCCUGAUCCUGCUGCCUGGGGACGAGGAGGAGGCAUUAGGGGUGCGGCCAGACAAGCGGCGGCCCCUGGAGCGGGGGGAUACGGAGCUGCCCCCCUCGUUUGAGCAGCGGGUGCAGGUGAUGCUCCAGCGUAUUGGAGUGGGCCGAAGUGGGGCCGAGGCCAAAAGGAAGCAGUGCAAAGAUGGGGAGAUCAAGAAGGCUGGCUCUGAUGGUGACAUCAUGGACAGCUCGACCGAGUCCCCGCCCCUCUUGCUCAAGUCCCGCACCCACUCAGUCUCUGCAGACCCGUCAUGCCGCCUGGGCCCAGGGAGCCGGGGGGCCGGUCAGGGGGGCUGGAAGGCGCUGGGGCAGCAGCUGAACGCAGAGCUCCGGGGGAGGGGCUGGGAACGGGCCGCAUCACCCUCUCGGACUCCCUCCCCUGCUCGCUGCCCUGCUCUGCUGCAGCCAGAGCCUAGUCCCCUCCAUCCCAGCCUGGCUCGGGGCUCCCCCGCUCGCAGGACCAGCAACGCCGGGGACACAAGGCCCCCCCGGCAGUUGGGCCCAGAGGCCUGGAGUGAAGACAAUCGCCUGACGCCCCACAUCUGGGGAAGGGCUCCAGCCGCCCGGCGAGCCGUGUCCGUGCACGAGGAGCAGUUCCAGACACCGGCCUAUGGGACGGUGCCGGACGAGAGUCAGGUGCCCAUGCGGCUCCAGCGCUCACCUGUCCUCAAACGUCGACCCCGAGCUGAGGUCUCACCUGCAGCUUCCCCCUCGUUGGGUCUGGGUUCAGCCCGGGACCCGGAGCACCGCCGGCCGGGGCCCGAGGAGCCAGAUGCCCCCGCGGGCGGGACGGCCCCAGCCGGAGAGCUGCCUUCUGGGCUAGAGCCUCCCCCCACCAGUCCUCUGCUCACCGGCACCAACCGAAGAGCAGAGAGCCCUGACCCCUGACCUCUGACACCAAUGCCGCAUGAGAUUAUUUUAUUAAAAAACUAAACUGUC
This is a messenger RNA of Tachyglossus aculeatus (Australian echidna), 4437 nucleotides long. RefSeq names its product capping protein regulator and myosin 1 linker 2 (gene CARMIL2). Gene Ontology annotation, molecular function: protein binding. The coding region runs from base 1 to 4386 and encodes 1461 amino acids. The transcript is spliced from 40 exons. NCBI's taxonomy places the organism in Eukaryota, Metazoa, Chordata, Mammalia, Monotremata, Tachyglossidae. Gene Ontology annotation, cellular component: plasma membrane; lamellipodium. Gene Ontology annotation, biological process: regulation of Arp2/3 complex-mediated actin nucleation; cell migration. The record is from RefSeq and is a predicted model, not a curated record.